Dendrobium catenatum is the source of this 1381-nucleotide messenger RNA. RefSeq names its product deSI-like protein At4g17486. Bases 276 to 953 code for a protein of 225 amino acids. The transcript is spliced from 4 exons. The record is from RefSeq and is a predicted model, not a curated record. Gene Ontology annotation, molecular function: deubiquitinase activity. Gene Ontology annotation, biological process: protein deubiquitination. Lineage: Eukaryota; Viridiplantae; Streptophyta; Magnoliopsida; Asparagales; Orchidaceae.
AAAUUUUCCCAAAAAAAAAAAGCUGUACAAUAAUUUUUAAUUUACAGGCUCCGUCUCCUCGUCUUGGAGCUCUAUUUUCAUUGUAGAUCUAGUGAGGGUUUAACCCAUCGCCGGAGAAUCUUUUUUCUUUUUCACGGAGUUCCACUGUCUGAAUGCGGCUCGCCACCUCGAAAUUGCUUGAUUCAGGCAUGAUUUCGAGCUGCGUGAUGCGAUGCUUCGAGCUGGUUUUUGAUUUCUAGAAGGCUUUAUCAUUUUCUUUGUUUAAUUGAAGUGAAAUGCCUUCUCUUCUACCGCGAUCUUCCUCGAGUAAGGAGCUUAGAAAUGGGGAUGGGAACGGCGGCGGCAGGUCGCACCUGUUCUUGAACGUGUAUGACCUCACUCCUAUCAACAAUUACCUCUAUUGGUUUGGGCUAGGAAUUUUCCACUCUGGAAUCGAAGCUCAUGGAAUGGAGUAUGGCUUUGGUGCCCAUGAAUACCCAACAAGUGGAGUAUUUGAAGUAGAACCCAAAAGCUGCCCUGGUUUUGUUUUUCGACGUUCUGUGUGGUUGGGCGCUACAGAUAUGUCCCGUACUGAGUUCCGCAUGUUCAUGGAACAGAUUUCUGGGAAGUACCAUGGUGAUUCCUACCAUUUGAUUGCCAAAAACUGUAAUCAUUUUACUGAUGAUGUUUGUACGCGUUUGACUGGAAAGCCAAUUCCAGGAUGGGUAAAUCGGCUUGCCAGACUAGCUUCAGGUUCUUUUUGCAACUGUCUUCUGCCUGAAAACAUUCAGGUUUCAGCUGUCAGACAUUUACCAGAUCAUCCAGCAUUAUCUGAAGAUGGAUCAGAGUCAUUUGCUUCAACCUUGGAGGAGAGUGACGAUGAAGCAUCAGAUCAUUGUCUGCUAGCAGCGCCCAUUAGCGAUCCAACGCAUUCAAGAGAAAAAGCAUUAAAACUGGCCAAAGAUAACAUGUGACGCCUUCAUUUCACAUAAUCACACAGUUCUCUUCUUCUUAAUUUCGGAUCCUUGUUCUUUCCUUAAAGCUGGCAAGUGAUGUGAAGGAGCCUACCUGCAGUUGUUAUAGAAUUGCAAAUUUCUGAAAGCAUUUGUAGUAAUUUGAAGUUGGAGAACUGACCUUUUCAUUUAUUAUGCUUUUCUUUCCAAGUUUUCCAAAUGUAAAGGUUUGAAAUCUAAAGGAAUCUGAGCAUAAAUGUUGGAGAGGCUAAGGUUGUGUUAUUUGAUAGUAAAAAAAAAAUGAAUUUGCUGUUAUUUGUAAUUCGAAGUCUGAGUGGAAGACAGGUUUGGUACUCUCAAAGCUUUGAGUGUAAUGUGAAUGGUGCUGUGGGCUUUACUGCUCUACUGUGGUUUGGAAGAUUAUAUAUACUACAUCAGAUUCUGCAAAA